This is a messenger RNA of Zasmidium cellare ATCC 36951, 522 nucleotides long. RefSeq lists its product as uncharacterized. NCBI's taxonomy places the organism in Eukaryota, Fungi, Ascomycota, Dothideomycetes, Mycosphaerellales, Mycosphaerellaceae. The coding region runs from base 1 to 522 and encodes 173 amino acids. The record is from RefSeq and is a predicted model, not a curated record. The transcript has a single exon.
AUGUCCUUCAGCUUGCACAGUCACUCUAGCAAAGGGCAGAAUAUCGUGCGUGCCUCCUCAUCCGGAUCAUCAUUGGAGAUGGUCUCUCACGACCAAGUCCAGGAUGCUGAGUCGAAACGAAGGAUAUUCCCCAUCAUCGAAGUCCAUGACCUGGGCAGCUCGAGUAGAAGGGUUACUGUUACAUCUUCGCAGCUUGAAAAUCCCGAAGUCCCUUGCAUGGUCUUCACCAAGCGAGGAACGAAAAGAGCUGCAGCGGUGCAGGAGUGCGACUGCGGAGUACAUCGCCUUGUUGGAAUCACAUCUUCAGCAGAUGGACCGCAGUACGAUUGUAGCUUCCAGAUGUACUCAGACGCAUCAUUGAUACCGCUAUCGAUUGUGGUCACGGAGCAGGCAGUCGAACUGACGAGACGCAGUCGUGGAGAGAACAUUCUCGGGGGUUUGUGGCAGUGGAAUCGCCAGUCUAAGAGCUCAGGAACAGGAAGACCCUUCUACUGUCAUUUGGCUCUUGGGUGCAGGUGUUGA